This is a messenger RNA of Myodes glareolus (Bank vole), 2556 nucleotides long. Lineage: Eukaryota; Metazoa; Chordata; Mammalia; Rodentia; Cricetidae. The record is from RefSeq and is a predicted model, not a curated record.
AUGGGUCAGCACUGGCGCAGGCCGGGGAGGCGGCGCGGGGACCAGGAGGCCGCUACGGCCACGCCCUGCCCUCCGGCCUGCGUGUGCGUCGGGGAGACGCGGCACAGCGCUUGCGACGGCCACGGCCUGCGGGCUGUGCCCCGCGGCUUUCCCAACGACACCCAACUCCUGGACCUGAGGCGCAACCACUUCCCUUCGGUGCCCCGCGCCGCCUUCCCCGGCCUGCGCCAGCUGGUGUCGCUGCACCUGCAGCACUGCGGCAUCGCGGAGCUGGAGCCCGGCGCUUUGGCGGGCCUGGAGCGCCUGGUCUACCUCUACCUCUCAGACAACCAGCUCUCAGGCCUGAGCGCCGCAGCCCUCGAAGGGGCCCCCCACCUCGCCUACCUGUACCUGGAGCACAACCGCUUCCUGAGGGUCCCGGGGGCUGCUCUGCGCGCCCUACCCAGCCUAUUCGCGCUACACCUCCAGGACAACGCGGUGGACCGCCUGGCGCCUGGGGACCUGGCAGGAGCGCGGGCUUUGCGUUGCCUUUACCUGAGUGGAAAUCACAUCACCCAGGUUUCACCUGGGGCGCUGGGUCCAGCUCGGGAGCUGGAGAAGCUGCAUCUUGACAGGAAUCAGCUGCGAGAGGUGCCCACAGGCGCCCUGGAGGGGCUGCCGGCACUCACAGAGCUGCAGCUCUCGGGGAACCCAUUCAGGGCUCUGCAAGAUGGGGCUUUUCAGCCUGUGGGACGGUCGCUGCGGCAGCUCUUCCUGAACAGCAGUGGCCUGGAGCAGAUUUCUCCCAGGGCCUUCUCGGGCCUGGGAACAGGGCUCCGGAACCUGUACCUGCAGAAGAACCAACUUCAGUCCCUGCCUGCACUGCCAUGGCUCAGCGGGCUGGAGCUCAUCGACCUCAGUGGCAAUCCCUUCCAUUGUGACUGCCAACUGCUCCCGCUCUACAGGUGGCUCACUGGGCUGAACCUGCGGGUAGGGGCCACCUGUGCCACCCCUCCCAAUGUCCGUGGCCAGAAGGUGAAAGCUACAGCUACUGUCUUUGAAGUUUGUCCAGGCUGGACUGCCAGGAAGGCCAAGAGGACACCAGCCUCCAGGUUCAGCGCCAGGAGAAGCCCUAGCAACAGAAGACAUCAAUGAACAGACAAGGUGGGCCCUUAGGUGGGAGGGAGGUCUGGGUCCCAAGCUGCUGGGAAGCCAGAGCCCUGAUUUUUCUUGGUCCUGAAUUGUGACUCCUGAACUGGGCGGUGAUGAUGCAGUCAUGUCCCUCUCCUCACUGGACACCACAUAUUUAUCCCAGUCCUGUUUUACUGGUCUCUGUUGACUCCACCCUUUGCUAUCCUGACCUCAGUCCCGGCAGGAAAAUGGAAGCUCAGGUGUGUUGGCUCUGCCUCCCACCACCUGUCAGUCACAGGUUGAGAUGCCCUUGAAUGUUGGGGGCCAUGUGAGGGGAGCAACAGGCAAAGCCCUGAGGACUACAUGUCCUGAGGACCUCAUGUUAUGGAGCACAGAUGAGUGCACCUUCUGUCUACCACAUCCCUGUCUAUGGGCUGUACAAAAACUCUCAGGGGUCUCUAGCCCCCCACUGGACAGUGGUACUGGUACUUACAAUAAUAGGGACUGACUUUUCCCAAGCAUUGCUGCUGGGCCAGAUUAGUGAUUCAACCACCACCUUUAGAAAGAACUUAGACAUAUAGAAUUGUUAAUAAGAUUUGGUUAAGAUGUUUUUGUUUAUAUGUUACAUGUGUAAUUUUUCAUAUAUUUGUUAUGCCUCAAUAAAGUAUUAAAUGUUAAAAGAAAGAUGUUUUUGCUAAUAGCUUUGAGGUGAAAAACUUGCGUUAACUGAAGUUUAGAAAGGCAGAGUUGAGUGAGGGACUCGUUAAUGUCAGGGAAGAACAAGGCAGUUCAGUUAUUAGCUGGCGUGCUUUUCUUGUUAGGAUGGGUUGGUGAUCAAAGAUGACCAUCCAUCCCUUGUGCCCAUUUGUCUUCAGCUUCCUGAUAUAAAAAACUGUUGAUGAGUAGGUAUGCACUCUGUGGAUUUAAAGUUUUUAAAAUUGUUUUUCAUAUAUAAAAGUUUAGAUUUGUGAUUCAAGACUUUUAUAGUCUUAAAUAAACAAUGAUUGGUCCUUUCUUUGUAACCACGAAAUACAGCCUGCCAGUAAAAGAACUGGCUAAGAAAAAUACCUUGCUUGCCCACACUCUGUUAACCUAUAACAAGCUGCUUGGACAUUGGACAUGAAUGUAUGCGGGUUCUUGGGGCAACUAAUUUUUCACUUCUGAUGUGUAAAAUGUUUAGUCAUGUAGGGAUAUGGAAAACAUGGUUUUUACUUGUAGUCACUGUAACCACUCACUUAAAAUCUUUAUACAUCUUGAUUUUGCUGGGGUAUAUAAGCUGUAAGGAGAGAAAAUAAGAAGAGAGAAGGAAAACACUAGGGAAGAUGCAGAAGGAAGUCCUCAGGAAAGAGGAAGGAAAACAUCAGGGCACGAAGGGAACACAAAAGACGAGAGCAGAACAAGGACAAGAAGAACAAAGCCGCUCUCAGCCCUCAGGAGUCUGUUUUC